AUGAUCAGCCCCCCCGUUUCGUACGACCAGUCCCCGGCGGCCAUCUUUCCCGAGGACGAAGAUGCCUUCUGGCAGCUCUUCGACGGCUCCAUGGCGGACAUGAAGUUUGACGGUGCGCGCUCGGAGAGCGAGUGCCCACGCACGCUCGAGUCCUUCCUCGCGGCGUACGCGACGCCGGCGCCGUCGUCCGGCGCACCCGCCACGCCGCAAGUCACGCCGACGCUGCCGCCCGCGGCCGCCUUCCCGACCCCGUUCACGCCGGCGCCCGCGUUCUUCUCCGCCUCCCCCGAGGCGGGGAAGCAGCCGUCGGGCGGCCGCGAACUCAAGCGCCAGCGCAAUACCGAGGCGAGCGCUCGCUUCCGCCUCCGCAAGAAACAGCGCGAGAACGAGCUCGAGUCCCAUGCCAAACACCUCGAAGACGAGGUCGUAGCGCUGCGGGCAGAAAAGUCGGCGCUCGAGCGCCAAGUCAAAGUCCUGCUCGAGGUGCUGGGCAACGUCGGCCGCGAGCGCCGCGCCGACGAGGGCGAGGAAGCACCCACACCGCCUCCGCAGUAGUUCUCUCCAUCUUCUCUCCAUCUCACAUUUCACUUUCUCACCGGCCUGCGGCCGGCGCCAGGUUCGCUCAUAGAAUAGAUACAAGGACAAUGAUGUAUGUAUUACUAGG
Cutaneotrichosporon oleaginosum is the source of this 664-nucleotide messenger RNA. RefSeq lists its product as uncharacterized. The record is from RefSeq and is a predicted model, not a curated record. Lineage: Eukaryota; Fungi; Basidiomycota; Tremellomycetes; Trichosporonales; Trichosporonaceae. Gene Ontology annotation, molecular function: DNA-binding transcription factor activity. Gene Ontology annotation, biological process: regulation of DNA-templated transcription.